GACACAUUAACAUUCAAGAAGAAGAGCGAGCCGUAGGCACAGCAAAAGAGUUUUCUUCAUCUCGCCGCAAUACUAUUCUUUGAACAGAGUUUGGGUUGGUUUAAUUGGUAAGCGAUGCCUCUCAAACUGGACAUCAAGCGUCGCCUGACGUCGCGCUCGGAUCGCGUCAAGUGCGUGGAUCUGCAUCCAGCCGAGCCGUGGAUGUUGUGCGCCCUAUACAAUGGCCACGUACACAUCAUGAACUAUGAAAACCAGCAAAUGGUUAAAGAUUUCGAGGUAUGCGACGUCCCUGUACGCUCCGCCCGUUUCGUGGCACGCAAGAACUGGAUCAUAACAGGAUCGGAUGAUAUGCAAAUCCGUAUUUUCAACUACAACACUCUGGAGAAGGUGCACUCGUAUGAGGCGCACUCGGACUACCUGCGCUGCAUUGCCGUGCAUCCCACGCAGCCGCUCGUGCUGACCAGUAGCGACGACAUGCUCAUCAAGCUGUGGAACUGGGAGAAGCUGUGGGCCUGCCAACGUGUCUUCGAGGGUCACACCCACUAUGUGAUGCAGAUCGUGUUCAAUCCGAAGGAUAACAAUACAUUUGCCUCUGCCUCGUUGGACCGCACGGUCAAGGUCUGGCAGUUGGGCUCCAAUUUUGCCAACUUUACGCUGGAGGGACACGAAAAGGGCGUCAAUUGUGUCGAUUAUUAUCAUGGCGGGGAUAAGCCCUACUUGAUUUCGGGCGCCGAUGACCGAUUGGUCAAGAUCUGGGACUAUCAGAACAAGACGUGUGUGCAAACAUUGGAGGGACACGCACAGAACAUUUCUGCAGUCUGUUUCCAUCCCGAAUUGCCGAUUGUGCUGACAGGCUCCGAGGACGGCACCGUUCGCAUUUGGCAUUCCGGCACAUACCGCCUGGAGACCUGCCUCAACUAUGGCUUCGAACGCGUGUGGACCAUUGCCAGCAUGCGUGGCACCAACAACGUGGCCCUCGGCUAUGAUGAGGGCUCCAUCAUCAUCAAGGUGGGCCGUGAGGAGCCCGCUAUGUCUAUGGAUGUAGUUGGCGGUAAAAUCGUUUGGGCCAAACACUCGGAAAUGCAGCAGGUGAAUCUAAAGACCAUUGCCGACGGCACUGAGAUUAAGGAUGGCGAACGCUUGCCCGUUGCCGUCAAGGACAUGGGCGCCUGCGAGAUCUACCCACAGACGAUUGCCCAUAAUCCGAAUGGCCGCUUUGUAGUUGUUUGCGGCGAUGGCGAAUACAUAAUCUACACAUCGAUGGCUCUGCGCAACAAGGCUUUUGGCUCGGCCCAGGAAUUCGUUUGGGCACUGGAGAGCAACGAGUAUGCCAUACGCGAGAACAAUGGCACCGUGCGGUUGUUCCGCAACUUCAAGGAGCGCAAGAGCUUCACACCCGAGUACGGGGCCGAGAGUAUUUACGGUGGAUACUACUUUGGCGUGAAGACCUCGUCGGGCCUGGCCUUCUACGACUGGGAGACCCUCCAGCUGGUGCGUCGCAUUGAGGUGCAGCCAAAGAACGUGUUCUGGAAUGAGAGCGGCAGCCUCGUUUGCUUGGCCACAGACGAUUCCUACUUCAUACUGGGCGUGGACACGGCCCAAGUAGCGAAUGCCGUCGAAUCCAAGGAGGGUCUGGAGGAUGAUGGUGUGGAAAGUGCUUUCAAUGUAUUAGGCGAGGUCUCUGAAUCUGUGAAGACGGGACUGUGGGUUGGCGACUGCUUCAUCUAUACGAACUCUGUGAAUCGCAUCAACUAUUAUGUGGGCGGUGAAAUUGUGACCGUGUCGCAUUUGGAUCGCACCAUGUACUUGCUGGGCUACGUGCCCAAGGAUAACCGCUUGUAUUUGGGCGACAAGGAGCUGAAUGUGAUCAGCUUCUGCCUACAGUUGUCGGUGCUGGAAUACCAGACGGCCGUGAUGCGUCGCGAUUUUGAGCGGGCCGAUCAGGUGCUGCCGACCAUACCCAAAGAGCAUCGCACCAGAGUGGCACACUUUCUCGAGAAGCAGGGCUUCAAGUCUCAGGCUCUGCAGGUCUCCACCGACGCUGACCACAAGUUUGACCUGGCCCUGCAAAUCGAUGAGCUGGACAUAGCCCUGAGGCUGGCCCGCGAGGCCGAGAACUCCCAGAAAUGGUCACAGCUGGCGGAUGUGGCGGCGCGCAAGAAUAACAUGGCGUUGGUCCAGGAGUGCAUGAGGAAGGCGAAUGACUUCAGUGGAUUGCUGAUGCUCUCCACUGCCUCGGGCGAUGCACAGAUGCUCGAGGAGGUGGAGGCUGUCUCCUCUGUAAUGGCACGUCACAACGCCUCCUUCCUGGCCGCAUUCCUGCGUUCGGACGUGCACCGUUGCCUCGACCUUCUCAUCGAAAACAACCGCUUGCCCGAGGCGGCAUUCUUUGCCCGCACAUAUCUGCCCAGCCAGAUGUCGCGUGUGGUUGCGCUGUGGCGCGAGGAGCUGGGCAAGGUCAACGAGAAGGCCGGCCAAUCGCUGGCCGAUCCAGCUCAGUAUACAAAUCUCUUUCCUGGGCUGACUGAUGCCCUGCGCGUGGAGCAGCAUCUGCAGGAGGAAAGGACUCGCAGGGUGCCAGCCCGCUUGGCUGGACAGCUGCCCUUGAAUAGCGAGCGCAAUCCUCUCGAGGAACUGAACUCAGCCGAGCGGCAGAGUGGAGGCCAGCCGGAAGAGAAAAUAAAGGCGGCCCCUCUCUCCGCUCAGGUUCCCGUGGCCAGCGCCCAGGAAGCCAGCUCAGCCGUCAAUGUUGUGGACGACGACGACGACGAUGACGACCUGGAUCUGGAGAUUGACGGCAUAACACUGGAUGAUAACAUAGAUACGACAGAUGUCAAUCUCGAUGAUGACUUUUUAAGCGAUGAUUAGAUGAAGCAGAUGAGGUGGAGCGCCAGAUUUAGAAAUACUAUAAAAUUCUUUGUUUAUUGCUAGGGGAGUCCCACACGAGCAUUUCAAGCUACACAAUUCCGCGCAUGCAAUCGCAUUUGAUUUGAUUGAAUGUUGUUUCCCGUGCAUUACCUAUACAACAGUAAAAUAAAUAUAUAAUAUGUACAACAAA
This is a messenger RNA of Drosophila obscura, 3058 nucleotides long. It is a transcript of the gene beta'COP, whose product is annotated as coatomer subunit beta'. Gene Ontology annotation, molecular function: structural molecule activity; protein binding. The record is from RefSeq and is a predicted model, not a curated record. Gene Ontology annotation, cellular component: COPI vesicle coat. NCBI's taxonomy places the organism in Eukaryota, Metazoa, Arthropoda, Insecta, Diptera, Drosophilidae. Gene Ontology annotation, biological process: retrograde vesicle-mediated transport, Golgi to endoplasmic reticulum; intra-Golgi vesicle-mediated transport; intracellular protein transport. Bases 115 to 2868 code for a protein of 917 amino acids. The transcript has 4 exons.